CGCAGAAAAUCUUUUUAUUUCAUUCCACACGUGCACGCGCCCUUUAGUUGUUAUGACUACGCGGUCGUAAAUCCGCCAUAUUUGCUCCCGCCCCGCUGCUGCGUUGCGACAGAGACGGAGAAGUUAAGCGACAUGAAUGCAGAAAAUAAUCAUACGGCAGAAACAGAGAAGGAGCAAACGACGGACGGCACCGACACCAUCACCAUUCAGACUACACUGGGAGAUGAAGAUGAUGAUGUCCACAAGUGCGGGCGGUGUCGGUGUGAGUUCUCCAGCCUGGAGGCUUUCAUCCAGCACAAGCUGCAGCAGUGCUGCAAACGCCCGGAGACCAGACAGGCUUCUCAGGAGGCCAACCAGCAGGUCUCUUCGAGUACUGGAAGCUCAGCGUCCAAGGUGAAAACUGAAGGUAUAUCUACAGUUAAACCAGCAACAACCACCGAUGAUGAAAGAAAUGGUCCAAUGGGUCGAGGUCAUAGGAAGAAAAUCGCUUCUAUUAAAGUCACCGACCAGUCUGAUAAAAGCGCAACGUUUCAAUCUGAAAACGCUGACGGUGAACAGCAGACUUUCAAAGUAAAUCAGGAGGGACGUUACAUCUGUCACCUUUGUGAAAAGACAUUUAAAACCACAAACAUCUUGAGGACUCACAUGAAAACUCACAGUGACCAGAAGAACUUCUCCUGUAGCCUGUGCGGGACUUCAUUUCGCACCAAAGGCUCACUGAUACGUCACAACCGUCGGCACACUGAUGAGCGGCCGUAUCGGUGCACCCUGUGUGGGCAGUCCUUCAGAGARUCGGGGGCUCUCACCAGACAUCUGAAAUCCCUGACUCCCUGCACAGAGAAGAUCCGGUUUGUCCAGUACAAAGAGAUCCUGGUCAACAAAGACGGAGUGCAGAAAGGAGUUGAAACUGACCAUGGUCAGGAAGUGGCCCAACAGGAAGUGGUAGUUGUGGAGCAGCAUGCUGAGGAGCAGGAGAUGGUGGAGGCUCAGACUGCUGUGGUCAGUGUGGUGGAGGCCGGCUCCCAGGAGGUCCUCCGUCAGGUCCACUUCACAAUGGAGGUGGACGGGACAACACAGGAGCAGCAGGUGGUGGUGGACCAGUCUCAGGCGGAUGCUCUGGCCGCUGCYGCCGCCGCCGGCGACAGCCUCAUCUGCCAGGCCAUCAUCAACUCCGGCAUCGCCCUGGGCACCGAGGAGACGGUGGUGGAGGAAUCCUCGCCGGCAGCGCAGGAGCUGGACAAAGACAUUCCAGACGCUACUGACGUUGAUCAGAGUGUGAUUGAGAUCCAGGUUAAAGAAGAGUUUGAAGAGACGGAGGAGGAAGCGGCUGAAGAUCGAGCGUCCUGCAAGCUCUACACUUGUCCGCACUGCAGUCGGUCGUUCAAAGGCGUAAAUUAUUUCCGUUUUCAUGUCAAAGGUCAUUUAGGUUAUAAACCGUUUAAGUGCACGCUAUGUCAAAAGGAGUUUCUCACUGGCUACCUGUUAAAGAAGCACAUGGARGUCCACGUCAGCGAGAGGCGGUAUAAAUGCGGCGAGUGCGGCAAGCUGUAUAAAACCAUCGGACACGUACGCGAACACAUGAGAGCCCACUCGGAUGAGAGGCCCUACCACUGUCACAGAUGCAACAAGGGAUACAAGACCAAGAACGCCUUACAAGUUCACCAACGGACUCACGGCGACGAGAAACCUUACGUGUGCGAGUUCUGCUUCAGAGGCUUCAGAGAGAAAGGCUCUCUGGUGCGACACAUCCGCCACCACACAGGAGAGAGGCCUUUCAAGUGCCCCAAGUGUGGGCGGGGCUUCGCCGAGCACGGGACGCUCAACCGGCACAUGCGCGCCAAAGGUGGCUGCAAUAAGGAUAACGCCAACGAGCAGCAGGGCGUUGUGGCCGAGGAGCAGGCGUCUGCGGACAGCCUGAGCGCAGCAGAAGUCAUCACAGAAGAUCCUCACGCCAUGCUGGUGGAGUUCUCCUCGGUGGUGGCGGACACACAGGAGUAUAUCAUAAAGACUCAAACCGAAGAGGAAAUGCAGCAAGAAGUCACACUCAUUCAGGACAGCCAAAAUGAGAUGGGCAACCAGAUCAUGAAAGUGGUGCAGCAGAUCGUCAGCCAGUCCCACGGCGCCGCCAGCCACCAGAUCAUCGUGCGAAACGUCGGGGCGGACGAGGAAAGCGCCUCCAUCUCCGACUGCGGGGACACCAUCACCAUCGCCACGCCGGAGAGCCUGACAGAGCAGGUGGCCAUGACGCUUGCCUCCGCCAUCAGCGACGGGACGCUGCUGGCCACGACGGGCACCGUCGAGGAUGUCGGGGGGACUGUUACUAUGGUUACCACAGAGGAAGCAGUGGAGGGAAUACAGAUGGUGCAGCAGCAAGAGGAGUAUGUCAUCACCUCCCCAGAGGAGGUGGAAAUUCAGACUGUAGUUGUAUGAUCAAAGAGGAUUCUACCGAUGGACUCGUCUGGCUUUUAGUCYRUUUGUUKGAGUUUUUGUGUGGAUGAGUCAACUAUGAAGUUGAGGCCAAAGUUUUUAUAAAACUCCUACUGAYGGAAAUAAAAAAAAGACAUUUUGAAUGAAGAAACGAAUGUUAACAGGGAGUAGGUUUACCCUACUCUUAGUGUUAUUAACUGGAUCAGUAACAUAAAUGCAUUCGAUGUGACUUAUUUGUGAUCCAAUAAACAGUUUAAUACGUCUAAUGCUAAAUUCAUUUGAAUGUUAGGCCAGAACAUAUCCAAAUUCAUCUUUUCCCCCCAUAUAGUCCACAGGAUUCCUACACUCUUUGUUAGACAAGAGAAAAAGAAAUAUUAGAAUCUUUAGGCUACAUUAGUUUUAUUUCAGAAUCUAAAUAUUGAUGAUCUGAAUUUUUAAAAAAGAAUUCUGUUCUUUAUGUUUAGUUUGUUACAUCCAAACCUUAGUAUUUAUCAAACUUGGUAGUAUCCGAAGUGAGUUCUGAAUACUCAAGUGUCUCUCGUGUUUUAGAUUUUUUCUGAUUGGACACACCUGAAUAAGAUGAAUAGUUGAUCGACAGGCUUCUGUCUGGCAAGGUGACAUGAAGAAAGAAAGAAAACAUCCAAAACCUGCGAGAGUCUACCUCGAGAACUGGAGCUGGAUAUUCCUGAACUCAUUUUGAAUUUUGAGCUGAGCUGAGUACUGGACAUUUUCCAUAUUCUGCCUAAAGAAAGUUUAUGCGCUCAUUGAAAUUUUCAAUAAUCCAAAAGCAUAAUUCAGUUAUAUCCGAGUGAGAGAAAUUUUGAAAUGCAGCCAAGUUUGUCUAGAUGCCACAAAAGCUUUGAAAUAUGCCUAAAGAGUUUUUCCCGUUGAACCUUUUCACAUUUUUGUCACAAAGCAACCACACAUUUAUUUUAUGCGAUGUGAUAAAUGUGAAGCAGGAGGAAAAUGAAAUGUUUUCAAAAAAUGGGUGACUUCUGAAGGCGGUGGGUUGCACUCUAUUUUUUAGGGGCACCUGAAUGAAGUACGCCACACUUUUCAGGUGCUUGUUUGUCUAAAAUAAUAGAUGCAAGAAAUCAAUGGUUGUAUUUAAUUUCCAUUUCACAAUUAUGUGUUGCUCAAUCACAUAAAAUCCCAGUGAAGUUGGUUUCGGUGCAUCUUUAGCAAGGUGCAGUAAUUCUCAUCCACUGAAUCGUUGUUUGAACUUUCAGAUAAAAAACCUCAAAAGCAAAGGUGAUGUUUUUUUAAACGAAYGUGCAGCAUGUUUUGAAACCCUCCAAGUGCUGAGGAUGAGAUUUUGUAAUGGAAAUCUUGCAUAAUUCCCAGUUCCCUGCCUCAACCGCAGUCACGUUUUUGAACUUUUUAUCUCGGAUUUGAAGUGCGGUGACCUUUAAAGGCUGACAGGUUGGGCUGCUUGUCCAAGGCCGUCCACGAUACAGUGUUCCCGUUUGCAGAGGUAUUGUGUCCUCUAGCAUUUCACACAGCUGCUAAAAUGUAAAAUGUGUUAGCCGAAGCACAUUUUAUUUGAAAUAAAUGCUAUUUUCUUACA
This is a messenger RNA of Poecilia reticulata (guppy), 3994 nucleotides long. The record is from RefSeq and is a predicted model, not a curated record. NCBI's taxonomy places the organism in Eukaryota, Metazoa, Chordata, Actinopteri, Cyprinodontiformes, Poeciliidae.